AUGGAGUUAAUAGAUAUUGUUAUGGUGGUGGAGACAAUGGGAUUUGAUCAUUUUGGGAGGGCCAUUGAGGGCAGCUUCGGCUCAGACCUCGGGGGUGGGGCGGGAGCUGGGGGCGGGAAGCUGGAUCCAGGACUCAUCAUGGAGCAAGUGAAGGUGCAGAUCGCCGUGGCCAACGCACGGGAGCUGCCGAACAAGUGUUUACGGAAGUGCAUUGAGAAUCCCAGCUGCUCCUUAGACAACUCCAAGCAGAAGUGCAUUGCGGUGUACAUGGAUCGGUUCAUGGACCCCUGGAAUACAGUGUCUCGAGCCUACAACUCAAGGUUACAGCGGGAGCGAGCCAACAUGUGA
This is a messenger RNA of Dromiciops gliroides (monito del monte), 348 nucleotides long. Its product is annotated as mitochondrial import inner membrane translocase subunit Tim13-like. The coding region runs from base 1 to 348 and encodes 115 amino acids. The record is from RefSeq and is a predicted model, not a curated record. NCBI's taxonomy places the organism in Eukaryota, Metazoa, Chordata, Mammalia, Microbiotheria, Microbiotheriidae. The transcript has 2 exons.